AUGACUCAUCGAUUGGAUGAAUUUAAUAGGCAACGUCUUCGCUUGAAAGGGAACAGAGAUGUUCAUCAUUUUAAAUAUUCAUCAACUAUCCUUCUUGUGAUCAUGUUGGUUGGAAUGAUUUUCUUCCAACUGCACAUUCGAAUCUACAAUUCAAUAUUUGGACCUUUUCAUUUCAAUUUAAUUGAUUUUGCUCAACAUGUGAAUACAUAUCAAAACAAUUAUUCUUAUGUUUCACUUCUUGGGAGGAAGGAAUACAUUCAAUUAGAAUUAGGAGAGAAUAUGUUCCUAGAUCCAAUUAGUAAGUACGCUAUAAUUAAACAAUAUUUCGACCGUAUCACACGAAACUAUCAUAUUGCAACUUAUAAACGAAUUCGAAAACCAUCUAUUUAUGUUAAAUUACCAACUGCAUCACAAAGUCGAUAUCACACUCGACUCCCAUUUCAUUUUAAGUCGUACACCAUUCGAACGCUACAGUGCAUUGUACGAUGCUUACCGUCUAAUUCUGCCGACACAUACCGAACAUGGGUCGAAAAAUCUGAGUAUGUUCGAUAUAUCGACGAUCAAUAUACAAAGAACUCCACUGAAUUCAACAAAGCUGUACUAACAAAAUGUGGAGUAUUGAUCGGAUAUCUUUAUAGGCCGAAGGGUGAAAUAGUUUUUACUGCAAGUAACCAGUAUAAGUUCGCCGCAGAGGAUUUAGCUUUGAACAUGACUCAUCAAUACUUUUCUCCUUAUUUAUACGUCAUACUAGGUCUAAUUUUUAUGUGGCUCUUUCUGAAAAGUCUUUUCUAUUUGAUGCGUUACUUGAGCAUCAGACUACGAUGUGAUUACCUGCAUAAAGCUGGUAUAUUAUCAUGGCCUCUGAAACUCUUUCCAAGUGUUGCCGAAGAACUUUGGUUGUUGAAUAUCGAUGGAUCUCUCUUUGAGCAAUUGAUCAAAUUCGAUGAAUAUCUAGAAAGAAGUGAACACAAAUAUAAUAACCGGCUAGCUAUCAUUGAAAACGACGAACAUUAUUUAUUUGUUGUCUUAUUGAGGAUAAGUUUAGAUGAGAAUAUCGAUGCUGAUGAUAAAUCAUCGCCGUUUAUUAUUUGUCCUGUUACAGAUAUUCAUAAAAUUAAAUAUUAUCAAGGUAUCUACUAUGGUCCAGAUGAAUCAUUGCUUCCGUGGCCGAUAUCAGCGAAUUAUGUGGAAAAUUAUUCUACAUGGUUACAUGAUAUAUUAAUGGAAAUCAGUGAAGUUUAUAGAACAAGAUACACAACACGACUUCAAAGUGAACAAUCUCCGACGUGUUCGAUACAAGCAGGAAAUGCUGUGCGUGAUGCAGGGGUCAGAAAUAGACAGAGACAAAGUAAUGUAAGGUCGCAAGAAAAUCAUUUGGAACAGCUGAUUCGUGAAGAAGAAAACUUUCAGUUACUACAACUUGAGCGUCGAGAUUUCUAUGAGAUUCAAUAUUCUCAAGAAAAGCCUGCUUCGACACGAUUUAUUGCCAGUUUUCGACAAGCACAAGAAAAUUCAAAUAGACGAGUGACCAUCGAUAUGGAUGUUGAACGUGAUGUGUGUGCUAUUUGUCUUAAUUACUUAACAACUGGCCAGCAUUAUUCUCAAUGGCCUUGUUCUGGUAACCGACCACAUUUGUUUCAUUAUAAAUGCAUGUUGGAUUCGUUGCGCACGAGAAAUACAUGUCCACUGUGUCGACAUGAAGUGGAGCCAGCACCAGCCAUGUUACAACAAAAUAUAAUACAAAUAAUUCGUCGAGUUUUUCUGUAA
This is a messenger RNA of Rotaria socialis, 1767 nucleotides long. The record is from the annotation of a GenBank genome assembly. Lineage: Eukaryota; Metazoa; Rotifera; Eurotatoria; Philodinida; Philodinidae.